Molecule: messenger RNA, 303 nt
Organism: Rotaria sp. Silwood1
Lineage: Eukaryota; Metazoa; Rotifera; Eurotatoria; Philodinida; Philodinidae
Source: the annotation of a GenBank genome assembly
AUGAAUCCUCGCACUAUAAAUCAUAUUGAAGAACGUCAUAAUAGAUGGAAAUUGACAUCCACAAAACCACAGAAUGAUAUUUAUACAUGUAUUGAUAUGUUCAAACAGGAACAACUACUAGCAGCAGAUGAACAUCACAGACAUGAAACAGGGGCAGCAAUACCGAAACAUCGAAGAGCUACUCGCAUAGCCGACGAAUCAUUAUAUCGUUUAUGGGAUAAAUUAGAAAAAAAACAGAUUGAUACAGAAACAUUUUUAAAAGGCGCUGGUCUUCGUUAUUUUCAAUAUUUGAAAAUUGAAUAA